AUGGCGCCGCCGCCCGGCGCGCCGCCCCCGGCCCCCGCAGACCUGCGGGCCUCGCCCUUCCCGCACCCGGCGCUGCACGCCCUCCACCGCGCCGCCCUCCUGCUGCUCUUCCCGGCCUACUGGCUCCUGGACCGGCUCCUGGGCCACUGCGCGCCGGCGGGGCCCGCGGGCGGGCGCGGGUGGCUGCGGGCCGUGGCGGGCGGCGCCGCGGCGCUGGCGCUGCUGCUGCUGGCCGGGCUCCCGCUGGCGCUGCCCGGCCUGCUGCUCUGGCUGCCGCUGCAGGCCCUGCGCCGGCCCUUCCGCUACCGGCCGCCGCCGGCCUGCUGGGCGCCGCCCGCGCCCUGGAGCCCGCGCGCGGGCCCGCGCCGCUUCCGCUUCCUCACCGCCAACCUGUGCCUGCUCCCCGACGGGCUGGCGCGCUUCAGCAACCUGCCGCACAGCCAGCGGCGGGCCGAGGCGCUGGGCGCCGCGCUGGCCUGGGCGGCUGCGAGUGCGCCCCCGCCGCCCCCGCCGGCCCCGGCGCCCCCGGCGCCCCCGCCGCCCUCGGCGCCCCCGCCGCCCCGCGCGGCCCUGCUGGCCACCGUGCCCGCGGGCCUGGACUUCGUGUGCCUGCAGGAGGUCUUCGACCUCCGGGCCGCGCGGCGCCUGGCGCGCCGCCUGGCGCCCAGCCUGGGCCCGGUGCUGUGGGACGUGGGCGCGCUCGGCCUGCGGCCCGGGCCGCACCUCAAGCUGCUCGGCAGCGGGCUGCUCCUGGCCUCGCGCUACCCGCUGCUGCGGGCCUCCUUCCGCUGUUUCCCCGACUCGAGGCGCGAGGACGCGCUGGCCUCCAAGGGCCUGCUGUCCGCGCAGGUGCAGCUGGGCGCCCUGGACGGGCGGUGCGUCGUGGGGUUCCUGCACUGCACGCACCUGCAGGCGCCCACCGAGGACGGGGCCCUGCGCUGCGCACAGCUCACGCUGCUGCUGGACUGGGCAGAACAGUUUGAGGAGGAAGGCUGCCAGAGCGGAGAGGUGGUGGCCUUCAGCGUGCUCCUGGGAGACCUAAACUUUGACAACUGCUCCAAAGAGCACAAGCAGGAACAGGAGCACAAGCUCUUCAGUUGCUUUCAGGACCCCUGCCGGCUGGGCACGGGCCAGGAGCAGCCCUGGUCCCUGGGGACGAUCCUGAGCACCUCCAUGCUCCACCACUCGGUAGCCAGCUCCCCGGAAAUGCUCCGCAGGGCCCUGGAGCAGGAGAAAGAGCGCCACAUCUACAUGGCAGGCUCUCCCCAGGGUAGCCAGAGAGCUAAACCCUGGAGGGGCCGACGCUUGGACUACAUCAUGUACCGGGGAGUGCCAGGGGGCCUACUGAACCCAGAGGUGGAGCAGGUGACCUUCAGUACCGCUUUGGCUGGGCUCACAGACCACCUGCCCGUGGGCCUGCAGCUCCGCGUUUCCCAGGGUUCCCACACUGGCACGUAAGAUGCACCACGGGGAUGGUCAGCGACACGGACCAA
Dipodomys spectabilis (banner-tailed kangaroo rat) is the source of this 1493-nucleotide messenger RNA. Its product is annotated as sphingomyelin phosphodiesterase 5-like. Gene Ontology annotation, cellular component: cytoplasm. Gene Ontology annotation, biological process: sphingomyelin metabolic process. Gene Ontology annotation, molecular function: sphingomyelin phosphodiesterase activity. The coding region runs from base 1 to 1458 and encodes 485 amino acids. The record is from RefSeq and is a predicted model, not a curated record. NCBI's taxonomy places the organism in Eukaryota, Metazoa, Chordata, Mammalia, Rodentia, Heteromyidae. The transcript has 7 exons.